GUGCUUCCGCCCAGCGAUACAUUCUCAACCCCCUGAUCCUUUCGAUCUGCUCAGAACCUUGAUUUUAGGCUCGAGCCCAUCGCUGCUUCUAGGACUGUCGUCUCAUCAGUCCUGUUUUACGCCGAAUCCCCGUCGCUGAAAAUCAGAUCGCAACCCCGCCAAAAUGUCGUUAACAAAUUGCCGUUUCUACGAGGAGAAGUACCCUGAGGUGGACAGCUAUGUCAUGGUCAAUGUCAAGCAGAUCGCCGAGAUGGGCGCAUACGUGAAGCUGCUCGAGUACGACAACAUCGACGGCAUGAUCCUGCUCUCCGAACUGUCCAGAAGACGUAUUCGCAGUAUCCAAAAGCUCAUCCGUAUCGGCCGUAACGAGGUUGUCAUCGUGCUCCGUGUUGACAAGGAGAAGGGUUACAUCGAUCUGUCGAAGCGUCGUGUCUCUCCCGAGGAUGUCGUGAAGUGUGAGGAGCGUUACAACAAGAGCAAGGCGGUGCACUCUAUCUUGCGCCACGUCGCCGAGGCAGCUCAGACUCCUCUCGAAACCCUAUACCAGCAGAUUGCCUGGCCCCUGGACAAGAAAUACGGUCACUCCCACGACGCAUUCAAGAUCUCCAUCUCCAACCCCGAGGUGUGGAACGACAUCGAGUUCCCUAGCGAACCCGUGAAGAAGGAGCUCCAGCUUUACAUCAGCAAGAAGCUCACCCCCGCCCCCACUAAGGUUCGUGCCGAUAUUGAAGUCACUUGCUUCAGCUACGAAGGUAUCGAUGCCGUCAAGACCGCCCUGCGCACCGCCGAGGCCGAGAACACCCCCGAGAACCAGAUCAAGGUUAAGCUGGUCGCCCCUCCUCUGUACGUCCUGACCAGCCAAUGUCUGGACAAGCAGCUUGGUAUCCAGCAGCUUGAGGCCGGUAUCCGAAGGAUCGAGGCCAACAUCAAGGCCGCUGGAGGUAACUGCACCGUCAAGAUGGCACCCAAGGCCGUUACCGAGCACGAUGAUGCUAUUCUCCAGGAGCUUAUGGAGAAGCGUGAGCGUGAGAACCAGGAGGUUAGCGGAGAUGAGAGCGGCUCUGAGAGCGACGAGGGCGUGCCCGAGUAAAGGAAUAACCCGACGUACAUCGGCGUUGUCGACCAGUUCAAAAGGCAAAAUGUGGAGGAAGGACUGGGCAAAAAUGGAUAGAGAAAAUCAUGCACAUUUUACGCGAUCAAUGGAAAAGACAAAGGCUUGAUGACUCCAUGUAAGUGCUAUCAGGCAUGAUUGCAGUCAGAAAUUGCCUUUCCACCAAGGCCAGUCACCUGCACCUCGAGUCCGGGUUCUAUCCACGAGCAGGCAUAAUGCCAUUUGGCAAACCAUGUUCCGGCAUUUUAUUUGAAUGUACGGUGUGAGAUGCAACUUUCUGAUGUAUAUAUGGUGUGAUGCAACCGAGAUGUUCAAUGCCAAUGAUGCUUCUAGAGAUAUUUCUGAUUUCAUAU
This is a messenger RNA of Penicillium pulvis, 1464 nucleotides long. Its product is annotated as translation initiation factor eIF2 subunit alpha. The record is from RefSeq and is a predicted model, not a curated record. Bases 164 to 1090 code for a protein of 308 amino acids. Gene Ontology annotation, cellular component: eukaryotic translation initiation factor 2B complex; multi-eIF complex; eukaryotic translation initiation factor 2 complex. The transcript is spliced from 4 exons. NCBI's taxonomy places the organism in Eukaryota, Fungi, Ascomycota, Eurotiomycetes, Eurotiales, Aspergillaceae. Gene Ontology annotation, molecular function: ribosome binding; translation initiation factor activity; RNA binding.